CACAUUAAGGCCAGAGCAGGGCUUUCUGAACUCUCGCCUCCAGUGAAUCUCUCUCUAAAGUCUUAUAAUUUUCAUACUGUCUUGAAGUGGGAUGUCGUUAAUACAUCUAGAGCCUCAUGGUUUAAUGUUGAAUUUAUGACUUACAACUUUCCAAAAUGGAAACCUUUCUUGCCUUGUUCAAAUAUUUCAACGUAUCAGUGUGAUCUCAGUGAGGCUUUCAUACCUAGAGAAAGCGAAAGGAAUGGUUAUUUUGCCAAAGUUAAUGCAGUUACAGAGUCACAAAAGUCAAGCUUUGCUCACACUUACCGAUUCACUUUUGAUAAUAACGCCACUUUGGGUCCUCCUACUGUACACCUUAAGGCUGAUGAGGUUGAAAUAACAGUGGAAAUAAAUUACACAGUCCCUAAUUUCACAGUGAACAUGAUUCGAAGGAUUUUCAAAAUAUUAUCGUACAAUAUUUACUACAGGAAUUCUGAAAACCCUGAGCAGGAAAAUAAAAUCUGCAGAGAAAAGAAUCCAUAUAUUAAAAUUAAAGUACCAGUGGGAGUCACUUGUGUGUCUGCUGAAGUAUGUCUGGAUGCCUUAAAAGUAAAGGGAGAAAGAUCACAAGAAACCUGUUUGCAGAUUAAAUCAAGUGAAUCAUUCCCAGAUUCAAGGAAGUUGCCUUGGUCACCAGCCCUAAGAAGAGAGGACAAUAUCAUUCCCCUAAAUGAAACACUGAAUUGUCCCUGGAAAGAGGGAGACAAAGAGCUUGAGUACCAGGGGGAUGAGGAAUACACAUGGGAUGAGGAGUACUCGGAGGAUGAGUACCACCUGGGGGUUGAUGAUUAUCCAGAGGAAGAGGAGCCCCCGAGCGAGAUGUAUCCAGUGAAAGAUGAGAAUUCAGUGAAUACCUCGGAUGAGUUGGAAUCUGAAGCUGUUUCCAAAUUGCAACGAGCCAACACUGAGUCCUCCAGAGAACUUGCACUUGCAAUUUCAGGAGGAGUUUUUAUUUUCAUUAUCCUGGUGGUCGUUGCAAUAACACUUAUCUGUUAUUUUCUUAAGAAGCAGCAGGCAUUACCCAAACAUUUGGCUCAACACAUUAUGCGUGGAAAAACAUAUACCAAUGUAAGCAUGAAAACCGAGGAAAGCGAUAUAAGUAUCCUGACAUCAAUGGAGGCGGUGACUAAUAUUUGUGAAGUUGACACGAGCAGAAAUGCGACACGAGUGGAAGUGAUCAAAGCUCCUUCAGAAGUUAUUGAUGCUGACCGAGUUAAUACUGAUGUGGAUGACAGUGAACCAGUAAAUACUGACUUGAAUGAUCCGUAUGCAGCUAAAAUUGGUUUAAAUGGCACAGAUCAAAAGAAUGUUAAUGAGAACUGUUUUGAAGAAGACAACAGUGACCUGGAGAAAACUCAUGAUUUGUGCAAGACUAAUUUUGACUCUGUGAUGCAAACCUGUGCAGAUAACUGGGGUUAUGACAAACCUCAAAAUCCACUUGUGCUUUAAAUAAUUGUACUGAUUCUAUGCAGUAAUACAGGCUAUCCUCCUGGAUCCCCUCCAAGCAGCACACCAUCCUGACUUGGAACUAUAACGCUGUUUCUUCAGUCGUUGGGUCCCUGUUAGGAAGGGAGUUGGAGCUCCCUUCCUAACAGCACUGUGGGUGUACCUAAAGCACAUGGGCUGCAACUGUUCAAGAAGGUGGCUCACCACCACCUUCUCAAGGGCAAUAAAUGCUGGCCAAAUAAAAAGUGACACCCACAUACCAUGAAUAAAUAAAUGUAAUAAAUCCUACUGUGAUGGAAUAAAGCACUGGCAUCUUGCUACUUAGUACAAACAUUCUUCUUGCUGAACACAUUGGAAAUCUAUCAUGUUGCAAGACAGAUGUGGUGAUUGACCGUCAGCAGUUUCAGCAUACAGUUCUAAAGUACCUGGAUAGACCUUGCCAUUCUCAAGUAACUGUCUGUUGUGCAACUGUGAUGACUGAAACAACCGGCAUGACAAUUGUAGAUUGAAGGCUGCACAUUCAUAAGAGUUCAAAGUAAUUGAAUGUUUUGUUGUAUUAUUCUGAUCGGAAAUUUUACUCUUUUGGGGUGGGGGAGCAGGGAAUGCAUUCCAGCUAACUGUGCUAGAUUUGCCCCUCACCUCUGAGUUAGAAGUUUUGGACUCAAUUCCUACUCCAGGGAUUUGAACACAUAAUCUAUACUGACACCUCACUGUAGUACUGAAGGAGUGCUGUACAAGGAGAGGUACAUUUUCCAGAUGAGACUUUGGGCUAUAAAUUCACUUUGGCUAUUGUCUAUUUUGUGCUAUUAUUCAAUCAACAACCAGUUCUGGUCAGUAAAAAAAAAUAAAAUUUGGUAGAGGUCAAAAUGCCAUGACUCACUGUGCGUUACUUCCCAGGACAACUUUAUACCCCAGACCUCAUUUGUCCUAUCAGAAGGAUGUAAAAGAUCCCAGUUCUCCUGGCUGAUAUUUAUCUCUCAGCCAACACCAAUCAACGAAACAAGUAUAAAAUACUGCAGAUGCUGGAAAUACUCAGCAAGUCUGGCAGCAUCUGUUAGGAGUGAAAGAGUUAACAUUUCAGGUCACUGACCUUUCGUCAAUUAUACAACCAGUCCUAGUAAGUGAAUUCUGGUACAUCUGUGUUCUCUUCUAUGUCUAACACAUCAUUCCUGAGGCUCAAUGUCCAAAACUGAACACCAUAUUCCAUAUAGCGUCUGACCAAGGCUCUGCAAAUUUAACAUCACUUCCUCACUUCUGAAUUGCAAUCCCCUUGAGGAGAGACGAGAAAUAAUAAGAUUUUAUGUUUUAAGAGUAGUUCUGAAAACAGUGUUUAGCAUUGCAUUUUUAAACUUUACUUCAAGGAAAAUGUGAUUUCAAAGAAUGCUGUGUGAAUUUUUAUUACGUCAUUGAGAUUAAAAAAAACACAGUCACCUAUA
Carcharodon carcharias (great white shark) is the source of this 2921-nucleotide messenger RNA. RefSeq lists its product as uncharacterized. The record is from RefSeq and is a predicted model, not a curated record. The coding region runs from base 136 to 1488 and encodes 450 amino acids. NCBI's taxonomy places the organism in Eukaryota, Metazoa, Chordata, Chondrichthyes, Lamniformes, Lamnidae. The transcript has 8 exons. Gene Ontology annotation, molecular function: protein binding.